Labrus mixtus (cuckoo wrasse) is the source of this 2828-nucleotide messenger RNA. RefSeq lists its product as uncharacterized. The record is from RefSeq and is a predicted model, not a curated record. Lineage: Eukaryota; Metazoa; Chordata; Actinopteri; Labriformes; Labridae. The transcript has 5 exons. Bases 75 to 788 code for a protein of 237 amino acids.
AAAAAGAUGAGGAAGUAAGCAGGUGAUAAGCUCUAAACAGCCAGAUCACUUCCGCUCGUCGCUCAUUUCUUAGAAUGGGGCCCCUCGUACUUCUCUUCUCUUUUUCUCUGCUGCAUUUAUGUGCUACACAAGUGACUCCUCGGUUUGUGCAGACAGGAACAGAUUUACUUCUGGAUGUGCAGGAACCUGUUGUUCUGAAGGAGACAGAUUUAUUUACAUGGAUUGUUGGCAGUGUUGCUGUUGUGAGACUAAAUCAUGGUGGUAAACCAACAAUUUUUCCAAAUUUUAAAUCUAGAGCAGAAUUGUCUGCACAAAAUCACUCUCUACUGUUAAAGAACGUACAAAAGAGGGACAGCGGAGUUUACAGAGCGCGUGUUUCUGGUGCGAGUAUUUCAGAUGUAGUUGAAUACAACGUCACAGUUCUGGAUCCAGUGUCUGGAGUGAAGCUGACAGUGAAACCCUGCAGCUCAAACUCCACUAACGUCACAGUGAUCUGCAGCACUGAGGACUCUCUCAUCAACAGCACGUUCACAUGUGACAACCAAACCUGCUCUCACAAGGGAGGAGAGCGAGCAGAGAUCAUCACACCUGGUGGUUCUCUGGACGUCUACCUGAAGAACGGCUCAGUCAUCUGUAACCAUAGCAACCAGGUCAGCUCUACAAGGGACAUCCAAAAGAUUGAAGACUUUUGUGUAAAGCCUGAAGUUUUGAACGGCGGCCCAAAUAAUGUUACACCGAUUGUUGUAGCCAUCAUCUUAUCUCUUGUUGUUGUUUUGGCUGUAAUUUGAAUUUAUCAUUGAAGGAGAAAACAAAGCUGUGAAUACAGACCUUCAUCUGAAGCAGAGACCAACAAAUGAUGCCCCAGCUGGUCCUCAACCCACCAUCUACUCCUUGUUGGGGCCUUCCAUCGACUCGGAAGCACCCACUCAGCCCAGAGACAACGCUCAGCCAGAGAGCCUGUAUGCAACGGUGGAAAAACCUCCAAAGUCCUGAAACAGUUCAAUAUGAUGUCUUCAACACACUUCUCUUGCAGGAAUGACCACUUUAGUUUAGUUUAGUUUAGUAGCAGUGAAGGACUUCUGACUGCGUCUUCUUUUUCUGUGCGUCGGUCGUGGACUAGCUACUUGAGUCAUGCAAUGAAGUUGAAAGACCCAACUACAGUCAGAUUGCUGAUUUUAUUAUGAAUUAUAACAACAAGCACCUUCUGACUGGCAUCAGAUAACCUAUGAACAAUUAACUUUUUUUAUUUUUUAUUAAAUCGUCCUUCCACUGCUUCCAAUAAUAAUUUCUUCCUGCUCCCUUAAUAAGGAGGCUUCUGAUUGUACAGUAAUCUUUGUAAUUACCAUCAUUAGUGUCAAUACUUACAAUGUUAAUAGUUAAUAUGUGAUGUGAAAUCUUGUGCCUGUUUACAUUGUGUGGGUGGAGUAGCAAUACAGAAUGAAUGUUCUGGUGGGUUGGACCUCCCUUGAAAACGAGAUGAAGCGGCUGAAGGCCCUGGACCCCCAUGGUCGACAGACGGGUGGGUGGUGCAGUGAGUUGAAUGCAGCGAGGUUGUGGAUGGCCUUGAAGGUGAGGAGCAGAAUUUUGAAGGUCAUGCGAUGUUUAACCAGGAGCCAAUGAAGCUGCAUAAAUUAUAUGUUUAUAGAGAUCAUUUAUGUCACAUGCUAUAUGGAGACACCUUUGCUGUUAACAAUCAGGUGACACAUACAAUAGAACUGUUUUGAUGUAGAUAUUUUAAUUUUUGAAAUUAAUUUACUGUAUAUAUUUCAAAUGUUACGUUCUAUUUUUUUUUACAUAGUUUUUUGCUAAUUUGUGUUUUUGCAAAUAUUUGAUCAUCUUGAUGCUUCUUAUCAAAUGUUCCUUUAAAGCUUAAUGUGAAUAAAGAUAAAAUAAAAUAAAAUAAAUCUCAUCCAGCUUUUUUUUAAAGCAAAUGUAUCACUCAACAUGAACCUUUACCAUGCAGAAUGUAAAAAGUAAGUUUGGCCUGACACUAUACCCCAUGUUGGCUUGUCCAUGAUGAUCUCCUCAGCUUGUGUAGCUCAUUUAAAGAAUGAAUGAAUAAGUUUACUGCUUCACACUGAACUUCAUGUCAGCAAAAAGAAACAAUAAAACAAGUGAAUUAACACCAAACACAUCGAACUCUCUCACCUAUUAGCCAUUAUCCAUCCAAUAUAUCGAUGCGUACAAUAUAUGUACAAUGCUUUUGUUAUUACUGUAGCUUCACAACAUAUUAUAGAGUGAGAGUUUAUUACUGAGGGUCCAAUAUGAUGCUUGGACAAAUACUGUGAAAUAUCAUUGAUUAAUAUUUUAUAAUAAUCAUUAUUAAUAUUGUAAAUAGGACAAACAACAUUACAAAUAUUGCAUUUUAUGUUCAUCCUGUAUCAUCCUCAAAAACCUUUUAACAUCAACUCUGAGCAAUGAAUUUAUUUACAAGAGGCCAAUGUAAACAAUUUAAUUUAAGAAAUAAAAUCAUUUUGCCCUGUGAUUAACUGGGAACAGUCCAGGGUUUACCCCGCCUCUCAGCUAAUGACAGCGGGGAUCGGCUCCAGCACUCCCACUCGCAACCCCGAAUAAUGGAUGGAGGGAAAUGAUAGCAUUUUAUGAUGGAUGAACUGUGUGUAUAGUAAAGAAACAAUGUGAUUGCUUUUUUUUUUUUUUUACAUUAAUUUUAUUGAUAAAAAAGGUAUUUAUAAUAUGUCUAUGAAGCUUUACAAAAGUGCUGAGUCACUUCUAUCCUAAUAAACUUUAAUAAGUCAAAGCAGAAUUGUACAGGUAUUUUUACUCUCUUCAUUAUUUGCAUCCAUGUUUGCUGAUAUUCUUCCUCUGCC